AUGGCAGAUGAAGAAAUUCAAAAAUAUCAAUCUACUAUCAUUACUAGUGGUAGUGGUAGUGGUGGUAAUAACACGAAUGGCAGUAGUAUUAUCAGCAGUGCUAGUAUUAGCAGUAGUACUAGUACUAGUAGUGGUAAUCAUAAUAAUCAUAACUCGAAUACUAGUAGUGACAUCCGAAACACUACUGAACAACCAUCAAAACUAAAAACAGAUUCUUCACUCCUUUCUCUAGAAGAUGAAUUACCCCAAACAGAACAAGUCUUGUGUGAUGAAAGUGAAAUUGGUCAAUGUGUCGAAGAUAUUCAUCGAUUACUAUUUGGAAAUACUCCAGCAAGUUUCAUGUUCAAUUCCAUUUCUCCAAUCAUUCCAGCACUAUUUCAAUUAUACUGUUUUGUAAGCAAAACCAAACUCUAUCUCAAAUCUGCAUGUGAAGAAAUUAUGACGAGUUACUUUAAAAUUAGUGAUGAUGCACUUGAAGUUACAAAAAGACUUUUAAUAUUCGAUACAAAAACAAUUGCAUCGAGUCAUUACGUGACGUUCUGUCCAGGUGAAAGUGGAGGUGUUUCCAUCAAGUUAGUAUCUCAAUUGAAAAGAGAUUAUCUUUGGGAAGCGAAUUGUAUGAUUCAACUUUUCAAGCUUUUGAAAAAUCAUAAUGUGGCUGGAGAUUUAUUUGUUCAUUUAAUUACUCAAUUCACUGUCAUGAAACAGCAUGGAGAGAUGAUGCAAAUAAUCAUGGAUGAAAUACAUUCAUCAUCCUCACCUUCUCUUUAUGUAUUUCCACACUCAGAGUCACAACCACUUCCAGAAAAUGCAAUCAUUCUUCUUCAAGUAAUUCAAUUACUCAUUAAUGAAAUGGGAGCAUCGAUUAUGAAGAACACUUCACAAGCCAUUGCUUUUGUGAAAUUUUUACUAUUAAAUCAUGAAAAUAGAUUGGAUGAAGAAUCAUUGGAAUCAGUGGUCAUGGCUCUUGGAAUUCUAUCUGCAAUUUUAUGUGGUGGAAUUUCAGUCAAAACACUCGAUGAAGAACAAAAACUUGAAGAUUUAAAACCCAUUCUCGAUCGAUACAAAGUCUAUGAACAUCAACAAAUUUCAGAAAUGGCCUCAUCUGCUUUAUUGAGCAUUGACACAAAACAAUAUAAGGAAUUUCAUGGCAAUUUUGAAGAAGAAUAUACCGAAGAACAAGUCAUCAAAAUCAAAUUUGAUCACAUUUUGCAAGAUUUAAGAGAUCCAUUGUUGCCAGUGAGAGCACAUGGAGUCAUUGCAUUGAGAGAUCUCGUGUUAGAAAAAAAGAACAAUACUCUCAUUGAGAAACAGAUCAAAAACAUUUUUGAUAUUUUACAGUCUCAAUUGAAAGAUGAAGAUACAUAUGUGUAUUUAGGUGCUAUCAGUGGGUUGACAGCAUUGGGAGAUGUAUAUCCUGAUACCAUCAUUCCAAUUCUUGUGGAUACAUUUAGUGAUAAGAGACAAGCCAUAGAACAGAGACUGAAAAUCGGUGAAAGUUUGGUAGAUUUGGCAGAACGAUGUGGCCAAAUGCUUCCCAAAUAUGCUCACUAUUUUGUGUAUUGCUUUUUGAAUUGUGGAAAAGAAAAUGACAAGGAUUAUGAAUGGGUUCGGGCAAGCUCAAUCUCCAAUUUGGCUACAUUGGUCCAAAUCUUGAGAUUUGGUGUUCAUCCCUUUGUACAGGAUAUUAUCGAUUGUGCAUCGUACGUUCUCAAUUUUGACCAGAGCGAGCAUGUAAGACGUGCAGCUGUGUUGAUUUUUGAUCGAUUCGCAAAAACUUUUCAAACAGAUCUGUUCGAAGUUUUUACGGAAUCAACGCUGGAUCAAUUCAAGACAAUUCUAAACAACACUGCGUUUUAUGAUAAGGACGAAAUUGUGAGAGUGAACGCAAAGGCAGUGAUAUGUGAAAUGAACGAUUUUCAAGACGAGCGAUUGUACCCAAGCACCUACAUUCCAGGGGCUGACAAAAAGCACUUUCUUAACGAUUUCCUUAAAUUCAUGAAUCAUUAA
This is a messenger RNA of Naegleria lovaniensis, 2010 nucleotides long. RefSeq lists its product as uncharacterized. The coding region runs from base 1 to 2010 and encodes 669 amino acids. The record is from RefSeq and is a predicted model, not a curated record. Gene Ontology annotation, biological process: protein secretion. Lineage: Eukaryota; Heterolobosea; Eutetramitea; Acrasida; Naegleriidae. The transcript has a single exon.